AGAGGCUACGUAGGCAUGCCGCUCAGAUACUCCUCCUGUCACGUCGUCGAUUUCCUGUGGGAACUGGAGUUCAUAAUUAACGAUAUUGCGGCUUCUGUAGCUGACAAAGAGGAGGAACGGCGGACACAAGGCUGUCCAGCUGACCAGCUGGCAGAAAAACCUCAAACGAACGAAAGGCCCACAUUCUACUCAGCACCACUUCAAUACGCUGGGGAAAACAGCAGCCUAGUUCGUGCGUUCAGAUCCCAGGAACCCCCCAAAAUAGAAGGAAUAACAGGAGAAAAAUCUAGGGCGACGGAGGAAUUCCAGUCUUCAGUGCCACCAACAGGGUCGCUCGAAGUGGUGCCAUCAGAGCUAGAAUGCACCCAUGUUUCAUCAGAAACUGUAAUGGACACCGAAAAGAAAUUUAGCGAGGAUAGUUCACAUUCCCAGGACUCUGUUUCAGAAAACAUUAACUAUGUAAAAAAGUUAGGAGUUAAUAUGAAAUCCACAGGAAGCCCAGAACUCAUGUUGGAUGCUUGCUUCGUCAGUAAACGGGACAAAGCCACGUCUUCUCAAGAAGAAUCCUUAUUCUCAAACCAAAAUGACGUUUACCCGGGGAUUGAUGAUUGUGAACCAUCAAUCACUUCCGAUUUUGACACUUUGACCUCUUUACUUGAAGAAAUGUAUUCUCAGAUUACAUUUGUCGUUGAAUCACUUUCUGAGGAACCAUAUUCCGACGAACCACGUUUCGACGGAUCGUGUUCCGAUAAACGAUAUUCUGAUGAACCAUGUUCCGAAGAACGAUUUUCCGAUGAACCAUGUUCCGAUGAACCAUGUUCUUUAAGUGACCGCCUUGAUGGCAAAGCUCUUCAUACAUUAUCUUUCGAGAGACUUGUGUCAAGAGGGAAUAGUUCCCUGCGAAAUACAAUGGAGCAAAACACAAAUUAUAGAAUCACUGGAAAACAACAUUAUAAAAUGGCCCCGAUGGGUGACGUUAAAGACGUAACGAAUAUAUUAACUGAGAAGUAUGUUGCGAGCGAUACAGAAGACAAACUUUGUAAAGGCAAAGGAGAUACAUGUACUGCCAUAGCCGGGGUAAAAGAAGCGGGUUUGGUGUUGAGCCUGAAUGAAAAUCAUCCGCUUCAACCUGGACAAGACAGUCUGUGGAAACAAGCUAAAGGGUUUUUCUGGACCUUAAAACCCCCUGUAGCUGACACAGGGAAGAUGACAGGCCAGCACAGGGCGGCCGGUACGAUCGAGGAACUUGAAGAAACAGGGGAACAGCCGAGAAACACAUCAACAAAGACGGACGCGGGGAUCGUGUCCGAUGUGGACGAUUUGGUGGAAAGCGUUUCAGACUAUUAUAGCAACCCCACUGAGGUGAACCGCAGCCGGUGGAAGAAGUUCAAAUCCGAGCUCAAGUCUCCAGACAGCCAGGAAGACAGCAAUGACGAGGACGUACGUUCUGUGGUGCCCAGGACACCGGAUUACCGACCAUACUUCACCACUGCACUCGUCAUUGUACAGUUGAUCACCCUCUCCCUGCUAUGGUACCGCUACGGGCUGGCUCCCCUUGGCGUGAACACCCGCAGAGCGGUCAACUCGGACAUCCCUACAUUCCUGGGAACGGAGACGUUUGUCUUUCUGCAGGAGCCCAACCCUUGGGUGGGACCGCCAGUACAGGCCUUUCUAGAUGCAGGGGCUGCAUUAUCGACGUGCAUCAGACCGAGCGAGUUUCUGGAAGAGCUUGCAGCCUCAAAUGUGUACAGCCAGCUAGAUCUAGCUGUCCCUGGAGACAGAUUCGGCUGCUGCGAGAUGGGGAGCUAUUUCAACACUGCUGGAACUACAGCUGAGGAUGAGUGCAGGAAGAUGACCAUGGGUCUGGGCAACUGGGUGAGCGGCACGAUAUGUAGCAAGCGUCGCUCGGGCAGGAACAGUGUGGCCCACGUCAUCAAACCUUGCUGUGCUGGUUUGACCGGUGCAUGCGUGAUGGUGUCACAUGAACACUGCCUGUUUGUACACGGCCACUUCUUCGUGGACAUGGACCACUGUGUUCAGGUCAAUUGUCUAGGCAAACUGUGUUCUGCCGGAGGCUCUGUUUCUAACACACCAACAGACCCGGGCAAACCAUGGCUGAAAACGAGAUCGUCCGACGGCUGGCAGUGGUGGCGUCUGUUUUCUUCCAUCCCUCACACUCACGGCGUCCUUCACCUUCUGGCUCUGCUGGUAGUGGAGCUACUGUUGCUUCUGCCUUUGGAGAUCACAGCCGGCUGGCAUCGCGUGCUGGUGGUUUUUGUGCUCAGCAGUGUAGCAGGACAGAUGAUGGGCUGCGCCGUAGAGUCGUUCCAGCCUCAAGAGGGCGGGACUCCGGGCAUUAUGGGAGUGGUGGGCGUUGCCGUAUUGGAGCUGGCAGAAGCAUGGCGGUUCAUCAAGAAGCCCCUGUGGGAGGCAGCCAAGUUGCUGGCGCUCAUUUGUCUUUUCAUGGGCAUGGGGACGCUACACUUGAUCAGCCUAGCUUCUUCCUUCACGGGUCUGGUCGUCGGUAUGAUCGCGUGUGUUCAGGUCAUGCCUUACAUCACCCUGGGCUUUCACUUGGGCAAAAGAAGACUCCCGCUGGUUAUCCUCUCCACCGUUCUUCAGGCGAUCGUCUUCACCGCUCUGUACUUUACUCUUCGUUCCCUCCAGAACUUCCAGCAGUGUAGCCAGUGUUUCACACCGGAGUGUAUCCGCUACACGCCCUUGAUGUGUAGGACGUACUACGUGACGCCGUGGGGUAUCAGUUACUGACAUGUGCUGCCAGACUCACAGACAUUCUUAGCUUCUGGAGAGAACGUAGUUGCUGGGCCUACUGAAUCUUAAGGUGUAAUAAUCGUCAUAUUUUGUUAUAGGCCUCUUCUCAAACCAAACAAUACAAAACAUAAUUUAACUCGACAUUUCAAAUUUGAAGACCGAACCACCCGCCUUUGUCAUCACCAGGAGAGAGAG
Molecule: messenger RNA, 2967 nt
Organism: Aplysia californica (California sea hare)
Lineage: Eukaryota; Metazoa; Mollusca; Gastropoda; Aplysiida; Aplysiidae
Biological process (GO): regulation of epidermal growth factor receptor signaling pathway; regulation of protein secretion
Cellular component (GO): endoplasmic reticulum membrane
Molecular function (GO): serine-type endopeptidase activity
Source: RefSeq, a predicted model, not a curated record